GCGAAGUGCUAGUCGUGUUUGUUCAAGUUCCGUGAAAUUGUUUGCGAAAAUUGUGAGAAUAUCGCUGGGAAUAGUGAUAAAUUGCGUGAAAAAGUGUUGCUGAAAGUUCCGGAAUGGGCCCUCCGAAGAAAUCUUCGAAAAAGGACCGCUCGUCCGCCGGUCCCACCAGCGGAAGCUCGACCGGAGGUUUCGUUGAAAACAAGUGGAACAAGAAACGAAGGACUGAAGACGAUGCGUACUCGGCGCUGGUAAACGACGACGACGACAGCAAUCUGGAAACGGGUGGAGAAUUCGUCCCGGAAGCGGCAUCCAAAAAUGCGGAAAAGAUUGACGAAGGCAUCCAGGAAGAUGAAUACGGUGCCAAGGAUUACCGCACGCAGAUGGAGCUGAAACCGGACAACGCAUGCAGGCCACUGUGGGUUGCACCGAAUGGGCAUAUCUUUUUGGAAUCGUUUUCGCCUGUAUAUAAGCAUGCCCAUGAUUUUUUGAUUGCCAUUUCCGAACCGGUUUGUCGCCCGGAACAUAUUCAUGAGUAUAAACUGACGGCGUACAGUUUGUACGCCGCGGUAUCCGUUGGACUACAAACGCACGACAUAAUUGAAUAUCUUAAACGGCUGAGUAAAACGACGGUCCCGGAAGGGAUUCAAGAAUUCAUUCGUCUGUGUACGCUUUCGUACGGAAAAGUGAAGCUGGUAUUGAAACAUAACAAGUACUUCGUGGAAAGUCCGCAUCCGGAAGUACUGCAGAAGCUUCUGAAGGAUCCGGUGAUUCAAACCUGCAGACUUCGACGAACCAACGAGGAAGGGGAGGAAUUCAUAACGCAAACCUUGGAUAAGAAGCCAAUAACGGCAUUCGGAACGACCAAGAUUGGACCAACGACGACGGUUCCGGCGACGACCGAGGCUGAGAAACCAUCUGAAGCAGAAGCGGCUGUGGUAGUUCCAGAUGAUAUUACCAACUUCUACGACAAAAUGGACAAUGAGGAGGAAGAAGAGGAAGCGAACCUCAACACAGUUUCGUUCGAAGUCAACCAAGAGAAGAUUGAAGUUCUUCAGAAGCGUUGUAUUGAGAUUGAAUUCCCUUUGCUGGCAGAGUACGACUUCCGGAAUGACACAGUAAACGCGGACAUCAAUAUCGAUUUGAAGCCGGCUGCUGUAUUGCGUCCAUAUCAGGAAAAAAGUUUGAGGAAGAUGUUUGGAAACGGUAGAGCUCGUUCCGGAGUCAUUGUUCUGCCUUGUGGUGCUGGUAAAUCUUUGGUCGGCGUUACGGCUUGCUGUACAGUUCGAAAGCGUGCGCUAAUUCUUUGCAACAGCGGUGUUUCGGUUGAACAAUGGAAGCAACAGUUCAAGAUGUGGUCCACUGCAGACGACAGCAUGAUCUGUCGAUUCACUUCGGAAGCGAAAGAUAAACCCAUGGGUUGCGGAGUUCUGGUCACGACCUAUUCCAUGAUCACGCACACUCAGAAGCGUUCUUGGGAGGCGGAACAAACCAUGCGCUGGUUACAAGAACAGGAAUGGGGCAUCAUGGUUCUGGAUGAAGUACACACCAUUCCAGCGAAAAUGUUCCGUCGUGUCCUAACCAUUGUCCAGUCUCAUUGUAAGCUUGGUCUAACGGCCACACUGCUUCGAGAGGACGACAAAAUUGCCGAUCUGAACUUCCUAAUCGGGCCCAAACUGUACGAAGCUAACUGGUUGGAACUCCAGAAACGAGGCUACAUAGCCCGGGUGCAGUGCGCCGAAGUUUGGUGCCCCAUGGCUCCGGAGUUCUACCGGGAGUACCUCGUCACUAAAACAUCCAAAAAGAUGCUUCUGUACGUCAUGAACCCGGCCAAGUUCCGUGCCUGCCAGUAUCUCAUUCGUUACCAUGAAAAACGUGGCGAUAAAACUAUCGUCUUCAGCGACAACGUCUUUGCCCUCAAGCACUACGCUAUCAAAAUGAACAAGCCUUACAUCUACGGUCCAACUUCACAGAGCGAACGAAUCCAAAUCCUGCAGAACUUCAAGUUCAACCCGAAAGUCAACACCAUCUUUGUCAGUAAAGUCGCCGAUACCAGUUUUGAUUUGCCGGAAGCGAACGUCCUUGUUCAAAUUUCGUCCCAUGGUGGCUCUCGUCGUCAGGAAGCACAGCGUCUUGGUCGUAUCCUGCGUGCCAAGAAGGGUGCCAUCGCGGAGGAGUACAAUGCCUUCUUCUACACCCUGGUUUCGCAGGACACACUAGAAAUGGGCUACUCCCGGAAGCGACAGCGUUUCCUGGUGAAUCAGGGCUACAGCUACAAGGUGAUUACCCACCUGGCCGGGAUGGACGAAGAUCCGGAACUGUACUACAAAACGCGGGACGAACAGGGACAGCUGCUGCAGCAGGUUCUUUCCGCGUCUGAUAUGGACUGUGAGGACGAGAGAAUUCCCGGCGAAGGGACGGGAGCACCACGGCCGGGAGGCUCGAGGCGGACCGGUGGGCUUAGCUCGAUGUCCGGUGCGGACGAUGCGGUUUAUUGGGAGUAUAGGAAGAAGAAGGAACAUUUGCAUCCGUUGUUUAAGAAGUUUAGAGGUUAGGUUACGGUGAUUCGUUGGUCAUAGAUAAUACAUUCAUG
Ochlerotatus camptorhynchus is the source of this 2590-nucleotide messenger RNA. RefSeq names its product ATP-dependent DNA helicase hay (gene hay). Gene Ontology annotation, cellular component: nucleotide-excision repair factor 3 complex; transcription preinitiation complex; transcription factor TFIIH holo complex. The record is from RefSeq and is a predicted model, not a curated record. Gene Ontology annotation, biological process: nucleotide-excision repair; transcription initiation at RNA polymerase II promoter. Gene Ontology annotation, molecular function: 3'-5' DNA helicase activity; ATP binding; hydrolase activity. The coding region runs from base 114 to 2552 and encodes 812 amino acids. The transcript is spliced from 3 exons. NCBI's taxonomy places the organism in Eukaryota, Metazoa, Arthropoda, Insecta, Diptera, Culicidae.